AUGGCGGCUUCCCCGCCGCCCUGGGCCUCCCUGGACCCCACUCUCAGGCCGUGCGCGCACCCCUGUCCCCGCCCGCAGCCGGCCCCAGACGCCAGCCCCAUGAAGCGCUCCAUCUCCACUCUGGCGCCCCAGCGUCCCCCCGUGGCUCGUUUGUGCAACGCCGCCCUGGACCGCGCUCCGGCCAGCCAGGCCGCCCCCCACCAUCACCACCGCUGCCAUCGCCGCAGGGACAGGAAGCCGAGGUCCCUGGAGAAGGGGCCCAGCCUGUCCGCAGACAUAGAUGGCGCACCCAACAGCGCCGCGGGGCCAGGGCCGCCCCCGGGGGACGGGCCAGCAGGCUGCCGGCGGGAGCGCAGGCAGGAGCGGGGCCGGUCCCAGGAGCGAAGGCAGCCCUCCGCCUCCUCCGAGAAGCAGCGCUUCUACUCCUGCGACCGCUUUGGGGGCCGUGAGCCGCCACAGCCCCAGCCCUCCCUCAGCAGUCACCCCGCGUCGCCAACCGCUGGGCAGGAGCCAGGACCCCCGAGACAGGGCAGUGCUUCAGCGAACGGGAGCCCCCUGCUGCCAACAUCUGGUGCUAGCACCCCUGGCCACGGCGGGCGGAGGCAGCUGCCCCAGACCCCGCUGACGCUCCGUCCCAGCGUCGCCUAUAAGACGGCCAACUCCUCGCCCGUCCACUUUGCUGGGGCUCAGACCAGCCUCCCUGCCUUCUCCCCCGGCCGGCUUAGCCGUGGCCUUUCAGAACACAACGCCCUGCUCCAGAGAGACCCCUCAGCCAGCCCCUGGCCGCCAGCUCUCGGAUCGGCUCCGACCCGUACCUGGGGCGGCGUCUGGACAGCGAGGCUGCUGCCCGCACCCAACCUGAGGACACGCUCACCUUCGAGGAGGCCGUGGCCACCAACUCGGGCCGCUCGUCCCGGACUUCCUACGUGUCCUCCCUGACCUCCCAGUCGCACCCCCUCCGCCGGGUGCCCAACGGCUACCACUGCACUCUGGGGCUCAGCUCUGGCGGGGCCGGCCGGGGGCGGCGCAGCUACCACCACCCCGACCAAGACCACUGGUGCUAGCCGCACCGCGACCGGCGGGCGCGUCCCAGGUGAUGAGUUUUAUCAUCCGCGCUGGGCUCCGGGGGCGCUCGGGCGCUGAGGCGGGGGCCGCAGCCCCGGGAGGACCGCCUCGCCCCUGCGUCUCCUCCCUCGCGCUGGGUGGAGCGGUUUGUAGAGGGAUGUGGCUCCCCCUCUCCCCCUCCCGCGCUGCCUCCCUGGGUCUCACAGCUCAGAGCCUACACAGGACGCGGCUGUGUGUGCUGAGCGGCACUGGGUGGAGGACCCAGCAUCCGAGGUGUGUGCUGGGAACGUUUUGCAGGAGGUCUGAAUCUUGUGAGGAUCAUCCUUCAUGCAAACGUGUGGUGCAGAGGGGCGGGCGAGACCUCAGGACAGAGUCGGUGGUAAACCGAGCAGGUCUCGUCAGUCCCCGCACACCAACAGUCCGGUGGCGCCCUUCGUACCUAAAAUGGCAAAUAGGCACUAGAAACACACGCCGAUGCUCUGUCCUCUCCCAGACACAGUCAGCCCUGACAGGGACCAAAUCUGGACAACGUUCUUGCUGUUGGUUUUGAUUUUUAGUCACGACACCCUUCACUCGUUUGUUGACUCUAUAUACUUGAUCAGAAAAUAAAAAUAAAAAACCAGAAUAAUGGGGAAGGGAAUGUUAACAUGACUGUAAAACAUGAAACCUAUAGGAGGACCUCAGCCUCUCAGGAUGUGUGUUCUCGGCUUGCUGGAGGACAUGCUCUGUGUCCAGUCCAGGCGGCCGACCAGACCACCCCGGCUCCCGCGGCUCUCGACCAAGUGCCUGACCUCCUAGCCCCUCGCGCGGGCCCCCGGGGGCGGGACGGGAGGCCUGUGUGGACUGCGAGUGGGCUUUGUGGAAACUGUUGCAAACAGCAACUGAGUAGAAAGCGGAUGUAAUGGAGAACGUGCAGAAAACAUGCAGUAGGUCCGUCGUAGUUGGAAUGAAGCGGCCGUUUGCCCUUUUUCCUCGAACCAGUAGAGGCUGCAGGGCACGUGUAGCAUGGCCCGCGCGGGCCGGCCAGUCUUUCUACACCCGAUUCUCAGGGACGGGGUGCCUGACAGGCAGGGCGCAAUCUCUGUAGCUGUGCAAGUUUCUUUUCACAGAAGACGCAUC
Molecule: messenger RNA, 2184 nt
Organism: Globicephala melas (long-finned pilot whale)
Lineage: Eukaryota; Metazoa; Chordata; Mammalia; Artiodactyla; Delphinidae
Product: voltage-dependent N-type calcium channel subunit alpha-1B-like
Source: RefSeq, a predicted model, not a curated record